AUGGCUUCCAACACCUCGCCUGCCAGCGCUGUCGGAUCAGAGAGAGCAGCUGCUUCAGCACCAGUGUCUGCUGCUCAGACUGCCAGACACACGGCAGCUUUAGCAAGGCUUUGCGCACCACGAAAGCCUCAAGACGUCGCUGCACAGGCUUCCCCACACUCUCCUCCCAAGCAAGCAAUACUGCCUGGAGGAACAGAUCCGUCGCAACAACAGCAGCAAGAGGAACGAUUGCCGCAAGAGCAAGCCUGCGGCUCCGAAGCUUCAACUGCAGCAGGAGGCAUGGCAACGGCUAGUGGCUCUGCAUCUGCAAGGGGGAUGGUGCAAAGGAGGAGGCGAAGCUUUCAAGCAGCAGCACCAACAUUAUCCUCCUCCACACAACAACAACAACAACAACAACCACCAGCAGCAGCAACAACAUUAUCCUCCUCCACACAACAACAGCAACCACCACCAGCAGCAGCAGCAACAUUAUCCUCCUCCACACAACAACAGCAACCACCAGCAGCAGCAGCAGCAGCAACAUCCUUCGUGGAGUCGUCAUUCUUUCCCUCGCUGGAUCAAACGCGCAGCACCAGAGAAGCUCCAGAGGCUUACGCAGCUGCCGCUGUUGCUGCUGCCGCUGCAACGGAACCGUCUCGGGGGGAGGUUCUCGCUGCCUCCUCUUACUGCAAUGCUCAGCGGCGGAGAAGUUCUCCCAGUGCACAGACACCCCCCGCAACGCUGCGUUUCGCAGCUACCGCCGACGGAUUCGCGCUGCGUGCAAGAGCUGGCAGUUCAGGAGCCGCUACAAUCGAAACAGCAGAAGCUGUGAUACCAGCAGAGCUGAGAGGCGUCCAGGGGUUCUUGAAAGAGGAGGAUGAUCGGCGGAUGGCUUCCGCUGGAAGCAAGCAGCUGGCUCUAGCAGGAGCAGCUUGCAGCAUUUCCUACGGGAAGGAGUCUCCAUCGAGGUGCUCAGCGGAGGCGCGUGCUUCGAAUAUGACGUCUGAAGAGACUCCCCCCACGAGACGUAUCCUGGGGAGAACUCCCCCCACUGAAUUCCGUGCAGAGAAUCAUCGCUCGUCGGGAAAUCUUUUGAAGGGGCCUGACAUGCUGCUUUCUUGGUGCAGUAUCUGUCCUGAGUGCGCUGCGUUUUACAGGGAAGCUUAG
Messenger RNA from Cyclospora cayetanensis, 1146 nucleotides. Its product is annotated as fibrous sheath CABYR-binding protein-like. The record is from RefSeq and is a predicted model, not a curated record. NCBI's taxonomy places the organism in Eukaryota, Apicomplexa, Conoidasida, Eucoccidiorida, Eimeriidae. The coding region runs from base 1 to 1146 and encodes 381 amino acids. The transcript has 5 exons.